UGGCGCUAAAGCUGGCGCUAAAGCUGGCUCUUAUCUGCUUUCGGUUAAUUGGACAAUUUUGCAGAGCAGUCGCGCCACGGCUCGGGUUGCUGCCUGGCUCCAGCUCUCAGCCGCGUAAAAGUCUGCGCAGCAUGAGCAUCGUAGAGAGGCUUCGCAAGCACAAACGCUUUUGCGCGAGCGUCGGCUCGGUGAACUUGGGCGCGCUCUGCGUCGGCCUGGCGAUGGCUUGGCCGAAGCCCUCGCUCGCCUACGCGCACGAGGCGGCGCACCCGCAGCUGCCGUUCGUCGACGAGGCCUGGGUCGAGUCGAUAAUCAACGCGGGCGCCAGUCUCGGCAGCCUCGCCUCCAUUUUCAUCAGCGGCUUUUACGGGCGGCGGACAUCCUUCUGCUUAUCGGGCGCCAUCCUCGCCGCCUUCUGGCUGUUCCUUGGCUUCUCGGGCGGCGACAAAGUCGUGAGUCGUGCCCGCUCGCGCGAUUCUUCGCCGACGAGCCAUCAGUCAAAGGUGGCGCCUUAUCAGUUGAUUAUUUCCGCAGCGGCAGUCGCGGGGCUCGGCGUCGGCACGUUCUCGGCAACCGCGGUACUUUACGUCGCCGAGAUUUCCACCUUGAAGAGCCGCGGCGUCGUGGGAACGAGCGUCAUGCUCUCCGGCUGCCUCGGCAUCUUCGCCAUCAAUCUGCUCGGGCGUUUCUUCGACACGGGCAUCGCCAUCGGUCUGAUGGCCGCUCCGCCUCUCUGUUUCCUGGCGAGCGUUCGCUUGCUCGUCAUCGAGUCGCCGUUCUAUCUGUUCCAGAAGGGCGCCGUUCUCCAGGCCAAAACGUCGCUGACGCACCUGCGGGCCCGCCACAGCCUUCUGGAAGUCGACGAGGAGUUCCGCUCCAUGGAAGCCAUGUUCAACAGGAGCUUCUCCAAGGGCACGGGCCGCCGGCGACUGCUGGAGUCGCUGUGUCCCGGAAGCACGCGGCCCCUCGGCCUCGCUGCCGUGCCGGUGCUCUGCGUCAGCCAGAUGCUCGGGCUGGUGGCGCUGACCGACUACGCGGAGCAGCUCGUCGAGUCCAUCUGCCCGUACAGCAGAGGCCUGCUGACCUCCUUCGUCGACGUGGCGUCCAGCGUGCUCUGCGUCUUCGCCAUCGAGCGGUUCGGUCGCAGGGCCCUGCUGUUCUUCACCGUCGUCGGCUGCGGCUUGUGCUGCCUCGCUCUCGCGCUCUACCACUUGACGCGAGGCGAGCAGUGCUACGCGCAAGAGCUCUUGGCCGCGGACCACCGAACGCUUCCGACGGUCGUGCUCUGCGUUUACUACGGGAUUUACGCGCUGGGCCUGACGCCCGUCUUGCCGAUCGUCACCGCCGAGAUAUUUCCGUGUCGGGCAAAGGCAGCGGCAGUGGGCAUCUGUACCUCUCUUCUCUAUUUCGUCGCCUUCUGCACGCGACGCUCUUACGAGGCUCUCAACCAGUACACCAGUUCGUGUUUCGCCUUUGCAUGCUUCGCCAUGUUGGGCUCGAUUGCUCUACCCUUCGUCGUCGCCGCGUUGCCGGAGACCGCGCCAACGAGUUUGCUGCAGAUGCAGACCGAGUUGGACAACGGCGUUGUCAUCAACUAUUGAAUUACGAUCUGUACUGACUCCAUUAUCUCGAGCAGAC
This is a messenger RNA of Phymastichus coffea, 1638 nucleotides long. RefSeq lists its product as uncharacterized. The transcript is spliced from 4 exons. Gene Ontology annotation, molecular function: transmembrane transporter activity. The record is from RefSeq and is a predicted model, not a curated record. Gene Ontology annotation, cellular component: membrane. Lineage: Eukaryota; Metazoa; Arthropoda; Insecta; Hymenoptera; Eulophidae. Gene Ontology annotation, biological process: transmembrane transport. The coding region runs from base 132 to 1601 and encodes 489 amino acids.